UGGCCAACAAAACCGUGGAAACCAAACAAGGAUACUUAAUACUGCAUCAUUUUACAAUUCACAAAUUGCAUUAGGGUUAGGGUUUUUCUCCAUAUUUCUGAAAUUGAAUUUAGAUGACUGACUACGAUUUUCGAUCGGAAGAUAUGAGUACUGAUCAUGCGAAAUCCUCACCUCGAAGAGGAUCUGAUGAUCGAAGCUCUCGUUCCAAGCAUAAGUCGCGGGAGCUGGAUCAAGAGAUGCCGAGGUCAAGAGAUAGAGAACGAGAGCAUCAUCGAGGACGGGAUAGGAGAGAUGAUCGUGAUCGUGAUAGUCAUCGUAGGGAUUAUAGAGAUAGAAAUGGCAGGGAUGAAAGAAGAAGAGAUCAUGGUGGCCGUGAUUAUGAUAGGUCUUAUGAUAGAGAAAAGAGGCAUAGAGCUAGAUCACGCUCUCGCUCACCAUCUCAUUCAAAGAGCAAGCGGACAAGUGGCUUUGACAUGGCUCCACCUGAAGCCAAUUUUAUGUCCAGUACUCCAGUGCAAGGUUCACAAGAUCAAUUACCAGGUGUGCCUCAGCCAGUACCAGGGCUAUCACAGAGUAUGUUCACUGGAGGACCAGCUCAGUUGGGUACCAUGUCUUUGAUGCCAGCACAAUUUAUGACUCAACAGGCUACUAGGCAUGCUCGCCGAGUCUAUGUUGGUGGGCUUCCUCCUUCAGCUAAUGAGCAGACAAUUGCGACCUUCUUCAGCCAAGUUAUGACCGCAAUAGGUGGAAAUGCUGCUGGUCCAGGGGAUGCAGUUGUCAAUGUGUAUAUUAAUCAUGAAAAAAAGUUUGCUUUCGUAGAAAUGAGAUCUGUUGAAGAAGCAUCCAAUGCAAUGGCAUUGGAUGGCAUUUCCUUUGAGGGUGUUUCUGUAAGAGUGAAGAGACCGACUGAUUAUAAUCCAGCCUUAGCUGCCGCUCUUGGCCCAAGCCUACCAAGUCCCCAUCUAAAUCUGGCUGCUGUUGGCCUUGUGCCAGGUGCUGUAGCUGGGACAGAAGGACCUGAUCGUAUCUUUGUAGGUGGCAUACCUUACUAUUUUAAUGAAGUGCAGAUGCGAGAGUUGCUACAGUCAUUUGGACCGUUGAAGGCAUUUGACCUGGUGAAGGAUAGAGACACAGGGAAUUCCAAGGGCUAUGGUUUUUGUGUAUAUCAGGAUGCAGCAGUUACUGAUAUUGCCUGUGAUGCCCUGAAUGGCUUGAAAAUGGGGGAUAAGACUUUAACUGUAAGAAGAGCUGCUGUUAGCAGUGGGCAGGCAAAAUUAGAGCAUGAAAAUCUCUUGGCUCAUGCACAGCAACAUGUAGCCAUGCAGAAAAUGGCUUUCGAAGCUGGUGGUUUCAAUCUUCUUGGUGUCACAUUACCAACUUCGACGACCACAGAAAUCCCUACUAAAAUUCUUUGCUUGAAUCAGGUGGUUAAUAUUGAUGAACUGAGAGAUGAUAAUGAGUACGAAGAAAUUGUAGAAGAUAUGAGGGAUGAAUGCGGGAAAUUUGGAGUCUUGUUGAGUGUAAUUAUUCCUCGGCCCAAUAUGGAGGGGAAUCUGCUUCCUGGUGUUGGGAAGGUGUUCUUGGAGUAUGCUGAUACUGUCGCCUGUGCUAAUGCAAAGAACAUGCUCGGAGGACGAAAAUUUGGCGGCAAUACUGUCACUGCUGAUUACUAUCCUGAAGACAAAUUCUAUAGUGCUGAUUACAGCGGGUGAAAGGUUACAAUGUGGUAGCUUGUGAGAUGUACAGGCCAUUACUCUCCUUUUUUCUCCACCUUUUUUUGUUUGUUUUAGCACUUUUAGUGGCAGAGUACAUAUCUGCUGAUGUAUUCUAUGAUCGACUUUUCUUAGCUGCCUACUUAGUCUCAUACUUUAUCAGAAAUUGUUGUGUACUGUUUAAGAAUCAGCAAUCUAUCCUAUUCUAUCCUGUAUUUA
Molecule: messenger RNA, 1931 nt
Organism: Beta vulgaris subsp. vulgaris (sugar beet)
Lineage: Eukaryota; Viridiplantae; Streptophyta; Magnoliopsida; Caryophyllales; Amaranthaceae
Product: splicing factor U2af large subunit B
Exons: 18
Coding region: 114-1712 (532 amino acids)
Biological process (GO): mRNA processing
Cellular component (GO): nuclear speck; nucleus; commitment complex
Molecular function (GO): pre-mRNA 3'-splice site binding; poly-pyrimidine tract binding
Source: RefSeq, a predicted model, not a curated record